This is a messenger RNA of Lactuca sativa (garden lettuce), 598 nucleotides long. Its product is annotated as large ribosomal subunit protein eL33w. Gene Ontology annotation, cellular component: ribosome. Gene Ontology annotation, biological process: translation. The record is from RefSeq and is a predicted model, not a curated record. NCBI's taxonomy places the organism in Eukaryota, Viridiplantae, Streptophyta, Magnoliopsida, Asterales, Asteraceae. Gene Ontology annotation, molecular function: structural constituent of ribosome.
CAUCCAUCAAUAUAUCAAGAAUCGUAACAGAUGCAAGAUUAGGGUUCGUAAUCAUCUUCUUCUUCUUCCUCUUCAGCGCAGACGUCGGCUACUCUUUGGUGAAGCAAAAAUGGUGAAGGGUCGCCAGGGAGAACGUGUCAGACUCUACACUAGAGGAACGGUUCUCGGGUACAAGAGGUCGAAGUCGAACCAGUACCCGAACACAUCGUUGGUUCAAAUCGAAGGAGUCAACACGAAAGAGGAGGUAGCCUGGUAUCAAGGAAAGCGCUUGGCUUACAUCUAUAAAGCUAAGGUGAAGAGGGAUGGAUCACACUAUCGAUGCAUUUGGGGAAAAGUAACCAGGCCUCAUGGAAACACUGGUGUUGUUCGUGCUAAGUUCACUUCCAAUCUUCCUCCUAAAUCCAUGGGAGCUAGGGUUAGGGUGUUCAUGUACCCAAGCAACAUCUAAGUUUAUAGGGAGGGAGAAGGAAAAUGUUAUUGGUGGUGUUUAAACAUGUUUUGACAGUUUUGUGAUAUUUUCUAUUUGUUCAAGUUAUUUGAAUUUAUGUUGGAAUUGGUAAUUGAACAGACAUUGGAAUGAAUUGUAGUUUUUUAGAAA